Molecule: messenger RNA, 1757 nt
Organism: Orcinus orca (killer whale)
Lineage: Eukaryota; Metazoa; Chordata; Mammalia; Artiodactyla; Delphinidae
Exons: 8
Coding region: 1-951 (316 amino acids)
Source: RefSeq, a predicted model, not a curated record
AUGGAUUUAAAAGACCAUAGCCAGCGGGCAGCGGCGGGCGGAACGACCGAGGGGCGGCGCGGGCUGGGCGGCGGGUGCUGGGCCGUGGUGCGGGCUGCGCGGGGCGUCGGUUCCGCGGAAGCCUGGGUAGGGCGCUGCGUGCGGGACUCUCGUCGCUCGUGGACGGGGUGCGAGCGCGCGGCGGACGUAGGGCGCCGACCUGGGGCUCCCCGGCGCUCCGGCUCCGCUCAGGGCGCCCGCUCAGGGGCCUCCGGCGCGAGGCCCCCUUCCUGGUCAAGAUGGCGGCGCCCAGGCGGACCGCGCCGAGAUGAGCUGGAGCUGGGCCCGGAGAGGGACGAGUCUGCCACGCCCAGGACUUGGACCCCGGGCUGGUCUCCAGUCUCCCGGGGAGCGGCGGGUGGGGAAAAUGUACCAGCGUGUAUGCCUACUGGGACCACGUUUUCCAGAACAGUUAAGCCCAGUGUCAACUAUGCUGUCCCACCUUCCUCGAGAAUCUUGGUACCAGGACCACACAAUGAAGAACUUGGAGCCCCCGUGGCUAAUCCAGCAGAGAGAAAAGGAGGAACAGAGAUGCGAGAGAAAAUAACGGGAACUCUUGGUGCAAUUUGGUGCUGCUGUAGGCCCAAGUCCAGGAACGGGACAAAUAUCCACAAAUUUCAUUAUGAACCGGUGAGCACACUAACUGAUUUUUCAAAAAUCACUGGAUUUAUUGAAAGACAUGUGAAUAGGAGCUGGGUUCCAAGAAAUCUCUGCAGGUUUCUUCAACUUCUCUCGUCUCUGAGCUUCUGCAACCAACACGUCUGCUUGAACCCAUCAGCUGUGAAACACAGACAAGAACUACGGAGGAGGGACUUUCCUGGUGGCACAGUGGUUAAGAAUCCGCCAGCCAAUGCAGGGUACACGGGUUUGAGCCCUGGUCCGGAAAGAUCCCACAUGCCGUGGAGCAACUAAGCCCGUGUGCCACAACUACUGAGCCUGCAUUCUAGAGCCCGUGAGCGACAGCUACUGAGCCCUCAUGCUUCAACUACUGAAGCCCGUGUGCCUAGAGUCUGUGCUCCACAACAAGAGAAGCCACUGCAAUGAGAAGCCCGCUCAUCACAAUGAAGAGCAGCCCCCACUCGCCGCAUCUAGAGAAAGCCUGCACACAGCAACAAAGACUGGACACGGCCAAAAAUUUUUAAAAAUUAAUUAAAAAAAUGAUUCUGGUUCAAAAGAAAAAUGCAUAUACAAAGCUUAAAAAGAAAAUGACGAAGGAGCUGUUUUCCAAACCUCAUGCACAGAGAAGAGAAUCUGUAUGAAGCAAGGGAUGGAUGGGAGGUGUCUUGCUUACAUCUCUAUUCAAGGAAGACUUCUGCAGGAAGGAUAGCUGGUUGACAGCCUCCAGCUUCCCCAAGAUUGGCCAAUGUGUUCUUGCCAGACUGCUUCCCCAGUGACUAAGCACUAUGACGUACUAGAAUCACUAUAUUCCUGCCCACCCCUAGAUUCCUAGAAUCCCUGUAAUGGUAGACUUUGCUUAGGGAGUCUGAUUACCUAGUCAGUUAGCUAGCAUCCUCUCUCUCUCUUUCAGAUAUAUAUAUAAUCGCUAUUGGGAUCAUGGGUAAAUUUUUGUUUCUUUCACCCUGCUUUGCUUAUGUGUAUAUUAUUUUUUUUUCUGCAAAUACAUGUGCUACUUCAAGGACUUAUAAUAUUGUUGGAAAUCAUCAAGAAUAACACAUUUUGUGAUCUGUUUGAAAGGAAUAAAUGAUUUCACCCACCUA